GCAGAACAUCCUGCUACCCCACCACCGUCAAGCCACCCUGACCUCAUUGUAUUGGGCAGGAACAUGGAAGGUAAAUUCGCGGUGUGCUUGGGUUAGACUCUGUGGCCUAAACAUGCCUCGAGGAGCGUUACCGUAUCGAAUCUUUGAUAGCGCUUUAGUGCAAUUUAAUACAGUUCGGAACACUACAUUUUAAUGGUCCAGAGAGGUUGUCAGUCGUUUCACUCAUGUUCAGUAUCGCCUAGCCGGGCUUUAUGUGACAGAUGGCAAAAGAUGCCUCAGGGAAACCCCAAAUGGAAAUUGACCGAGAAUGCGCCACCGAGCCAUCGUUGUUAUAUUCGAUAACAAAAGAAUAUCGGAGCCAGACAGCGUAUGACCAUGUAGGAAGCUCCACUUACCGGUACAACGUUGCGAUACACAAUAGAGGGGGCAGAGGUUACGAACCGGAUGACCCUCAUCCUGUCUAUGCGCCUUCGAGUUCUCAGAGAGCAGUAGCUAGGGCCAGCCAACUGUCCUUGAGAACAUUUCACGGCCAUUUCUGGGAUAAAGAUACUUUACUCCAACCCCUUGCUUCUCAAACUGCACCAUUACCUGUACCGCUAGAUCUGGAUACAACUCUGUAUGAGAGCUUCAAGAAUACCACUGGUACAGAGCGAUCAGACUCGGCACAUUCUUCAUCGAUACCAUGCAGUCAUGCGACUUCAGUCGUCUCUCAUGGCCCGAGAAGCCAAGCCGGGUCGACUCCAAGUCAGGACAACAGCGCAUGGUCUAAUUCGUCGUUCCCUUCGCCCCAACGGUACUUAUCGAAGAACAUAGUUGUUGCUGGUAGUACGAAAGGGAAGCCAUCACGCCCAAUAAUCAACAGGCCGCUGUUGACUGUGGACGCGGAACCGAGCAGCUCUAAGACUGCGGACAACGUAUAUGCGUUUCUAGAUUCUUUCAGACGUACAUCUCUACCAAGUAGUUCUCAUGAUCGUCAUGAAUCGGCCCGGCUAGACUACGUUUUCGCAGAGUUUCAACGCGAUUUAAAGCAGUUCCUCUUUCCAAAGCACAAUAUCUGACGAUGGUAGUGAUUAUAACUCCAUCCCCUCAUCACAUCAAACGAUACCAUCAGUGCGGCCGAGAUUGCGCUCUGUACCUCCAGACUCGACCCUCCUUUGCGAAUUUGUGGAGUAUUCAAAUUGCGAUGUUGCCUUCCAUCCAA
This is a messenger RNA of Truncatella angustata, 1201 nucleotides long. RefSeq lists its product as uncharacterized. The record is from RefSeq and is a predicted model, not a curated record. The coding region runs from base 261 to 1058 and encodes 265 amino acids. The transcript has 5 exons. Lineage: Eukaryota; Fungi; Ascomycota; Sordariomycetes; Amphisphaeriales; Sporocadaceae.